Messenger RNA from Closterium sp. NIES-67, 3224 nucleotides. NCBI's taxonomy places the organism in Eukaryota, Viridiplantae, Streptophyta, Zygnematophyceae, Desmidiales, Closteriaceae. The record is from the annotation of a GenBank genome assembly.
UACCUGUUUGUUACAUCACAGACUAGUACGGUUCCGUCAGGCUGCCCAUUAGGCGUUUAGGUGGCGGCGUUUCUAUUUUCGCCGACUUGGUCGUGCUUUGUCGCAGGCCACUCACGGCGAUUUGUGGUCAGAUCAAAGCGAUUUCCUACAUUCGAAUAUACUGAGCUAGACGCUUGCUCGGAUGACCGUUAGCCGUUAGUUCGCACGACUGCGAGUCGUCAAUUCUUGGUGGAAUCUGUCUGCCGCGUCGUCAGCUUAGCCUGUCGCCAGGAGUCGUCGUGUGCUGGCUUCCGUUUCGGAUACCAUGGCAUAAUUGGUGCCGAUACCAGAUCCCUGAUACCGUCGCCAGCGCCUGAUUAGGACCCAAUGCAUGCUGUUGACCACAAGUAGAGCUCGUGCGCCGAUCAGAGCAGGCUUCAGUGAUACACGACUUGAGCAGGCUCGUGCUCCGAUUAAGUGAGUUUCGUGAACAGGAUUGGUCUUCAGAAUUGACACAGUAGUUCACAGGAUCCUACGGCGACCGCAAAGUGAACAGGAUCGGCCGCUGACGGCAAGUUGCUGCUACAGCCGACGCAGCCAGGAACUUGCAGCCAGGUGGCUGCAACCUGCAGCCUGCAGCCAGGUCUCUUAUGCGGUUGCUCGCAGGAUCCUACGGCGACCGCACAGUGAACAGGAUCGGCCGCUGACGCCAAGUUGCUGCUACAGCCGACGCAGCCAGGGGGCUGCAGACACCUGCUCCAGGUCUCUUGUGGGGUGAUUUUCUCUUAAGAGAAGCAGGUGGCUUUCGAGUCGAGCCGCCAAAAGCACCCGAAGGAAGCGCCCUUUCAUUCAGCAAGCAGCCCUUUGCGGAAUGGCGAACGCUCUGGAGGAUCUCGACAAAGCCCUCGAGACCAGCUCCCAGGUGCACGUCUCAGGCCUGCAUCCCUCCAUCGACAAACCCCCUGCUUCCUCCGCUCUUCCCAUUCCGCCGUCCGCCCGCCCCUCCGCUGCCUCCGCCUCCUCCUUCUCCCCCUCCCCUUCCAGCUCCCCCGCCCUCCGCCCCACUGUCGUCUCCUCCUCCUCCUCUGCCUCCGCCUCGCACUCCUCUGUCCUCAACUCUGCUUCCUUCUCUCUCGACCGCUCGUCAUUGACGACGCUGAUUGGAGCACAUGGCAGGGAGCCGUUCCUCAUUGGAGUGUCGGGAGGAACAGCAUCCGGCAAGACCACGGUGUGCGAGCAGAUCAUUCAGCAGCUGCACGAUCAUCGAGUGGUGCUGGUGAAUCAGGACUCCUUCUACCGUGGAUUGACUGACGAGGAGCUCAAGCAUGUCAGCGACUUCAACUUCGAUCAUCCUGACGCCUUUGACACAGAGGCCCUCCUUUCGACGAUAAUCGCUCUGAAGGAGGGGCGGUCGGUGGAGAUCCCAGUGUACGACUUCAAGACGCACCAACGGUCCAAGACUGUGAGAAAGACUAACCCUGCUGACGUCAUCGUGCUGGAGGGUAUACUGGUGUUCCACGACUCAAGGGUGCGGGCUUUGAUGAACAUGAAGAUAUUCGUGGAUACAGAUGCCGACGUGCGAUUGGCCAGGAGGAUCCGCAGAGAUACGCUGGAGAGAGGGCGAGACGUGCAAGGGGUGAUUGAUCAGUAUGCCCGUUUUGUGAAGCCAGCCUUUGACGAUUUCGUGCUUCCCACCAAGAAAUAUGCUGACAUCAUCAUCCCCAGGGGAGGAGAUAACCACGUGGCAGUGAACCUGAUAGUGCAGCAUAUAGGCUCCAAGCUGGGGCAGCAUGAUCUCAGGAAGAUCUACAGCAACGUACACGUUAUAGAGUCAACCUUCCAGGUCCGUGGCAUGCACACGCUGAUUCGCAACAGGGACACCAAGAAGCACAACUUUGUUUUCUAUGCCGACCGCCUCAUUCGCCUUCUGGUGGAGCAUGGCUUGGGCCACCUCCCCUUCACUGAGAUUCAAGUCACCACUCCCACUGGCUCCACAUACGUGGGGAUCAAUUUCAGCAAGAAGCUUUGUGGGGUCUCCAUAAUCCGAAGUGGCGAGAGCAUGGAGAAUGCGCUCAGGGCGUGCUGCAAGGGAGUGAAGAUUGGCAAGAUACUCAUCCACAGGGAGGGCGACUACGGCAAGCAGCUCAUAUACGAGAAGCUACCCAGGGACAUCUCUCAGAGGCACGUCAUGCUGCUGGAUCCUGUCCUGGCUUCAGGUCGCUCAGCCAUAAAGGCCAUCGAGCUGCUGCUGCACCGAGGGGUGCCUGAGGACCAAAUUAUUUUUCUCAACCUCAUAUCGGCCCCAGAGGGCAUUCACAAUGUGUGCCGGCGUUUUCCGCACCUCAAGAUCGUGACCUCAGAGAUCGACUCGGGGAUAAACGAGGAGUACCGAGUGGUGCCGGGGAUGGGGGAGUUUGGGGAUCGAUACUUUGGCACCGAGGAGGGAGACGCCGGGAGGGAUGAUACUGGUGAUGAUGGUGAUGCCUUUGAGGCGUCGUAGCAUCAUGGCGGGGAGUGAUGCUGUUGAUGGGGACUGCGAAAUGAAUAGGGAGUCGGGAUACAGGAGGAGUGCAGAGCGGUGCUGAGGAUGGGCGAGUUAGGAGACUGAUACUUGGGCACGGAGGAGGGGAUGAUGGUGAUGGUGAUGGUGUCCAGGAGUACAGAGCGGUGCCAGGGAUGGGGGAGUGGUGAUAAAAACUUCGGCAAAGAUGAGGGGGACGAAGGGCGGGAUGCGAAUGGUGGUGGUGCUCGUGGUGCUGUCUUUAGUAGAGGAGAUGUGACUGUGGUUGUGCUGCUGGUAGUGGUGAGGGGAAGAGAGGAGUAGCAGCAGUGGGGGCGACAGCGGCUUCAGCAGUGGGGCUUCCAGUGGCAGUGGGAGCGAGUGGAGCAACAAGCUUUGAGGCGUUUCAAGACUAGGAGCGGCAGCAGCAGCAGUAAGGCACUGCUAGUGACAGUGGGAGCAAGGGGAGCAAAGGCGAUGGCAGUACGGCCAGUGCUGCGAAUGGUACCAGUAUUGUCAUAGUUGCCAGUGCUGCUUCUAGCCCAGCCAGGUAUAAAGUGGGAGUGGAUUAGGAACAAGUGAAGCAUGAGCUAUCGCACAUCACUGGCCAUUUAGUCACUGGUAAGGUGGGAAUUGACAUAGUGAGAAGUUUGUAUUGUUGAUCAAUUCUUGUGGGCGAAAUAGCUUAUAAUACGUCCUCACAAGGAAAGUGUUACGAUUCCAUGAAUAGAGUCAUUAUGGUUUA